This is a messenger RNA of Sander lucioperca (pikeperch), 2479 nucleotides long. RefSeq names its product caspase 10, apoptosis-related cysteine peptidase (gene casp10). Gene Ontology annotation, molecular function: cysteine-type endopeptidase activity; protein binding. The transcript is spliced from 13 exons. The record is from RefSeq and is a predicted model, not a curated record. Gene Ontology annotation, biological process: negative regulation of extrinsic apoptotic signaling pathway via death domain receptors; proteolysis. NCBI's taxonomy places the organism in Eukaryota, Metazoa, Chordata, Actinopteri, Perciformes, Percidae. Bases 134 to 1816 code for a protein of 560 amino acids.
CCGUUACUGGCCGCGCGCACAGACUUUACUUUCGAUUUCGACUUCCUACUGUGUGGACUUAUUUUGAACGAAACUGGGUCCAAACGACGAUGUAACAUACCUGCUGAAAACUCGUCUCCAGACAGCACACAAAAUGGAUUUCCAGAGGUGCCUCUUAAAUGUAGGGAAUGCCCUGUGUGAGGACGAGGUAAAAGCUUUAGCAUUUCUUUGCACUGACCUCCUGGGCCGAAACCCAACCAUAGUGGAGUCGGCCAGUGACCUCUUCUUACGUCUGGCGUAUCAAGACCACCUCUCUGCUGAGCGACCACACCUGCUGACUGAGCUUCUCCUCAUCAUCCAACGCACCCGCCUGAUCCGGGAACUGGAGCUCCCCGAGCUAUCAGCUACAACCAGGAGCCUCAUCUCUCCUUACAGGAAGCUGCUUUACGACCUGUCUGAGGGGAUUACUGUUGGUGACUUGAAACAUGUGAAGUUCUUGUUAAACAACAAGCUUCCGCGUAGAAAACUGGAGGACAACAUUUCUACAUUGGAGGUCUUUCUGGAGAUGGAGCACAUGGACCUCAUCCGUGACACUAAUCUAGAUUUACUGGAGACCAUAAUUCAGUCAGUCUGUCCCAUGUUGAAUGAGAAGAUCAACCACUUUAAAGCACUGCAGUUAACUCACACCAGCCCUGGAGCUCAAGAAACAGGUCGACCAAGGUCUAUGUCGUGCCCUUUCAAACCAAACCAGGUCCCUCGAUCUUUAGAUCCUAAGAGGACUGCCUCAUUGGAAAGCCCAGGAGAAGAAUUCAAUUCAUUGACCGAGUCUACCAUGAAUACUUCCAACACCUCUAUUGAUUUGCCAAAUGGAUUUAAUGGUGGUGAUGAAUGUGAGGCCCUGUCACAUGGACUGAGUGGUUUGAACACUGAAACAAGCAGCUGUGCUUCGUUGGAAGGUCAAUUGAGGAUUGAUGUUUUGGAAAUGUUACCAGCUCAAGAAAACAACAAGGCCUCCUCUGAACAGCAGACCUUUCAGACUACAAACACAAACGUCGAGGUGUGUGAUGGUUUGGGAACAUAUCCCAUGACUUCAGCAAAGAGAGGUAUUUGCUUGAUAGUAAACAACUAUAACUUCACCAUACAAGCUCUCAGGAAGCGGGAGGGGACCAUGCAUGAUGAAGAGUGUCUGCACAAAGUGUUUACGUGGCUUGGCUUUGAGGUUGAGAUAAAGAGGGACUGUAAGAGGGAGCAGAUGCUGUCUGUGUUGCGGGAGCUCGGCAGCAGACCAAUCCACAGUCAGAUGGACUGUCUGGUAUGCUGCAUUCUCAGCCACGGCAUUGAGGGAGCUGUGUACGGUGUGGAAGGCCGCACUGUAAAGAUAAAGGAGCUGAUGGAACCUGUCAAUGGAUUCAAAUGCCCCUCUUUGGCAGAAAAACCCAAGCUGUUUUUCAUCCAGGCCUGCCAGGGCAACAGUGAGCAGAGGCCUGUCUACAUUGAGUCUGAUGGUCAUCCUGUUUUCAGUGACGCUAUUCAAGCUAACGAGUCCAUCCCAUCUGAUGCCGAUUUUCUGCUGGGAAUGGCCACCGUACCUUCUUUCGUCUCUUUCAGAGAGAGAAAAAAUGGCACGUGGUUUAUUCAGUCAUUGUGCCAAAACCUUGUCCAGAUGGUGCCAAGGGGUUCUGACCUUGUGUCGAUCCUGACAAAAGUGAAUGCAGAUGUUAGCCAGAAGACUGAUUGCACCGGUGUAAAAAAGCAGAUGCCUCAACCAGCCUUCUCACUCAGGAAGAAAGUGAUCUUUCCGAUCCCCCAAGCCUCUCCACCAAGCCUGUCACACUGACGACAAUAAUCUGCCGCCUGUUUGAUCGACUCCCUCAUCAGAUGAUCCCUGAGACACAAGUGUUUUUGUCUUACGUUCCCUUUUUACGGUUUUAAAUCUGCUGGAUACAUUGUUAUAAAGCAGGGGUGGGGAACCAUUUUGACAUCAAGGGCCAUGUCAGUUUUUAUAACUUGUUUCGCGGGCCGCACUUUGUUUUUUUGCCGCAGAGCUGAGCACACACAGACACUUUUUUUACCUAGGGGUAAGACCACAACAAAAGAGGGAGUCGAGAGGUUGGAUUUGAACUAAAAUGUGGAUUUAUUAACCAAACAGUGUGAGAUGAGACCAAGUCAGUCGUCAGUAGUGCAUGGAUGUUGUAUGUUUGCAAUGUGUCUGAGUGCUGUGUGCGCGUUGCGUCACUCCCACAGCUGAAGCUGAUCAGCGCCCAUCAGGGAAGGUGUUAAAUGGCUGUGCCGAGCGAGUAACAGGAGAUGGGGCUUCAGUGGAGGCCUGUGUGAGCCAGAGAGCCAGACAACCAGAGCAAGUGUGUGCGGACCUGAGGAAGCCUGACCAGAACCGGUGCCCAGUGGCGUUGUUCAUGGCAGUUUCAAUCGUCUUCCUUAUGAAGAUCGUUUUGUGUUUAUUUAAUGAGUUGGUUUAAUAAAUCCUUUAAGUUAACUUGGA